AUGACUUGGGGAAGAAUGUUGCAGAAACGAUGCCUGUUGGCCAUGGCUAUCAUUGCUGUGCCCAGCUGGGACUCUCACGCUGCGUUGGUUGCGUUGGUGCCUACAUUCCAUCGUGCCCGGUGGACAACCAAGCGACCAAGUUCCUGCCGUCGUCGCUUGGAUUCAUCUUGCUGGUCGGAUGACAUCAAUGACAAUACGUCCGGACCAUCGGCCAUCCGGUCCCAAUCACCCAGCCCCACCAACGCCACCGCACUGCAAAUGGUUUCCUUUUAUCGCUUUUUCGAUACAGCCACCUGCAAGGAAACUCUCCGAGACACCGUCUUUGACGCAUUCCGUGAAAUGGUGCCAGGAAUUCGGGGCACUCUCUACAUUGCCAAUGAAGGCAUCAAUGGACAAUUUGCAGUGCCCGUGAAUGUCGUCGAUGCCUUUGUGACAGUUUGUACGCAACAUCACCUGGUGGAACAGACAAUCGACGAUCUGAAUUGGGGAGGUGUCCUUCCGAUCGAGACGCCCACCUUUCAGAAACUCGUGGUGCGAACGAGAGAUGUGAUUCUGAGAGAUGGAUUAUCCAAUCAUGAUUCUUUGAAUUGGAACCACGCGGGAGAGGAACUCACACCCGCCGAAUGGGACCACCAAUUGCGACGACAAUCAUCACAAUCACUACGCCUAAUUGAUUGUCGCAAUGAGUACGAAACUCGACAGGGAACCUUUCAAGACGCCAUUCCCUUGAAUACCACCACCUUUUCCGAAUCCUGGCCGGUGCUGCAACAGCAAUUCGCCACGGGACAGCACAACAAAGAGGAACCCGUCUACAUUUAUUGCACGGGAGGUAUUCGAUGUGUCAAAGUGGGUGCCUACAUGACUCAAACACUCGGAUUUACCAAUGUCAAGCGAUUGAAACAUGGGAUUAUUGGCUAUCAAAAGUGGCAUCAUCAACAACAAGAAACAAAAGAACAACCAGAUGUUUCUUCGUUGUGGCAAGGCGACAACUUUUUGUUCGACAAACGACGGUUUGGUGGAAGAAUAAACUGA
Seminavis robusta is the source of this 1032-nucleotide messenger RNA. NCBI's taxonomy places the organism in Eukaryota, Bacillariophyta, Bacillariophyceae, Naviculales, Naviculaceae. The record is from the annotation of a GenBank genome assembly.